Messenger RNA from Fusarium falciforme, 972 nucleotides. RefSeq names its product Ubiquitin carboxyl-terminal hydrolase. Lineage: Eukaryota; Fungi; Ascomycota; Sordariomycetes; Hypocreales; Nectriaceae. Gene Ontology annotation, molecular function: cysteine-type deubiquitinase activity. Gene Ontology annotation, biological process: ubiquitin-dependent protein catabolic process; protein deubiquitination. The transcript has 3 exons. The record is from RefSeq and is a predicted model, not a curated record. Gene Ontology annotation, cellular component: cytoplasm. Bases 1 to 972 code for a protein of 323 amino acids.
AUGAGUGGUGGAUGGAACACCAUUGAGUCCGAUGCGGGCGUCUUCACCUCGCUCAUCGAAAAUCUCGGCGUCAAAGACGUCCAGUUCGAAGAACUCCUAACACUCGACCCCUCCGAGCUCCUUACCCUCCAACCCGUCUACGGUGUCAUCUUCCUGUUCAAGUACCCGACCGACCAGCCCUAUGCGACACCUGAGGGACCCCGCGACGGCUCUUUUGAUCACUCGGCCUCGGAGAACAUCUUUUUCGCCGCCCAGACGAUCCAGAAUGCGUGCGCCACGCAAGCGCUGCUGAGUGUGCUGCUCAACAAGACGGAUGACGUCGAGAUUGGCGAGAAGCUGGGCGAGUUUAGAGAGUUUACUAUGGUGCUGCCACCCGAGUUCCGUGGUGAAGCCCUCAGUAACUCGGACCUCAUUCGCGAGGUGCACAACAGCUUCGCCCGUAGCAGUCCCUUUGCCGAUGAGACGGACAAGACGGGGGCUGAGGCUGAGGAUGCGUUCCACUUUAUCGCCUAUACACCCAUCAACGGGACCCUGUACGAACUGGACGGCCUUCAACCGGCUCCCAUCUCGCACGGUGCCUGUACGUCGGACAACUUUGCCAGCCGCGUGGUCGAAGUGCUACAGCGCCGUAUCGCCCGCUACGACGCUACUGAGAUUCGCUUCAACCUCCUCGCCAUGUGCAGGGACCUGCGACAGCGCGCACGUGACUUUGGCGACGAGGAGCUCCUGGCACGAGAAGAGCGCAAGCGACGAGACUGGGCAUUUGAGAAUGCGUUGCGGAGACACAACUUUGUGGGCUUUGCAGGCGAGGUUCUAAAGGGGGUUGUGCGAGGCAAGAUCGCCGAGGGAGGUGAUGAGGCUUGUGAGAAGUGGGUGAAGGAGAGUUUGGAGAGAAGAAAAGCUGCUGAGCAAGCCUUGAGAGGCCGAGGAGGAGGAGGUGAUGGUGACGGCGAUGUUGAUAUGGGAGUUUAA